Molecule: messenger RNA, 2791 nt
Organism: Annulohypoxylon maeteangense
Lineage: Eukaryota; Fungi; Ascomycota; Sordariomycetes; Xylariales; Hypoxylaceae
Product: P-loop containing nucleoside triphosphate hydrolase protein
Exons: 1
Coding region: 190-2613 (807 amino acids)
Biological process (GO): cellular response to heat
Cellular component (GO): mitochondrial matrix; cytoplasm
Molecular function (GO): ATP hydrolysis activity; ATP binding
Source: RefSeq, a predicted model, not a curated record
GUUCGAGAAAGCUCCAGCGGCAACGACCGCACUAGUUUGAAGCUCUCGUGAUAUCCAGAACCAUUUCUAGGUUCAGGAGACCCUCUUCUUAUGUAACCAGAUUUCUAUACAAGAGAAGUCUCUUGACUUUCUUAAACCAGUUUUCUUUUUUUCUUAUUGUCCAAUUCUCAGCCACCAAAAAUUCUCACAAUGCUUGCGAGAAGUCAACUUUUGAAGUCCUCGCGACGAGUCGCCGAUGCGACAUCGAGGGGACUUACACGACUCAACACAGCGCCUUCGCUACUUUCUAGAGCUGCGCUUAUUAGCACAGCAAAGCACAUUCCAAAUGUCACUCUACCUGCUCCCACAUACCGAAGCUAUGCGAAUGGUAGACCUCAACCACCCGGUGGUACCCACCGAAUGAAUAUGAGCGGCGAGCCCGAGAAACCUGCUUUAGAACAAUUCGGUAUCGACCUCACCGCGAGAGCGAAAGAUGGCAAAUUAGAUCCUGUUAUUGGCAGGGACGCCGAAAUUCAACGUACCAUCCAAGUCCUUUCGCGACGAACGAAGAACAAUCCGGUCCUAAUCGGAAGUGCGGGAACGGGUAAAACCGCCAUUCUAGAGGGUUUGGCAUUACGUAUAGUACGGGGUGACGUCCCGGAAAGCAUAAAGAAUAAAAGGGUUAUAUCGUUAGACUUAGGGUCACUCAUUGCUGGUGCUAAGUUUCGGGGUGACUUUGAAGAGCGAUUAAAGAAGGUAUUAACCGAGGUCCAAGAAGCCCACGGAGAAGUCAUAUUGUUCAUCGAUGAACUACAUACUCUCCUUGGGCUUGGAAAGGCUGAAGGUUCUAUUGACGCUUCAAAUCUCCUGAAACCAGCUUUAUCAAGAGGAGAACUGCAGUGCUGUGGUGCUACCACUCUUGCUGAGUACCGAUUGAUCGAGAAGGAUGUGGCAUUGGCUAGACGGUUCCAGCCGAUUCUAGUCAAUGAGCCUACAGUGGAAGACACAAUCAGUAUAUUGCGAGGUAUCAAGGAAAAAUAUGAGGUACAUCAUGGUGUCAGAAUCACGGACGGAGCUCUUGUAGCAGCCGCGACGUAUUCGAACCGUUAUAUCACCGAUCGUUUCCUACCUGACAAGGCCAUUGAUUUGAUGGAUGAAGCUGCAAGUUCAUUACGUUUGCAACAGGAGAGUAAGCCCGAAGACAUCAUGAGACUUGAUCAGAAAAUAAUGACUAUCCAAAUCGAGCUCGAAAGCUUGCGAAAAGAAAAGGAUAUAGCUAGCCGUGAACGGAGAGAAAAACUCGAGGAAGACUUGAAGAAGUAUCAAGAAGAAGAAGGGGCUUUAACGAAGAGGUGGGAGAAAGAACGAGGGGAGAUUGAUGCUCUGAAGAGGGUUCAAGGAGAAUUAGACAAGGCCCGCAUCGAACUUGACCAAGCCCAGAGAUCUGGAAACUUUGCCAAGGCAUCUGAACUACGCUUCGGUGUCAUCCCAAAUCUCGAGAAGAAACUUCCCAAGGACGGCGAGCAAGGUUCUUCAGCACAAGGCCCAGAUACUCUAAUCCACGACUCGGUCACGGCUGAUGAUAUAGCCAAUGUCGUUUCGAGAAUCACCGGAAUACCUGUGGCAAAGCUUACGUCCGGACAUGUUGAAAAACUAAUACAUAUGGAAGAUACACUUCGGGAAUCGGUCCGUGGACAAGAUGAAGCUCUCAAGGCCGUCGCGGAUGCCGUACGUAUGCAACGAGCCGGCCUAAGCGGAGAUAAUCGGCCCCUCGCCUCAUUCUUUUUCCUCGGACCUACCGGCGUCGGUAAAACCGAGCUAUGCAAGAAGCUUGCCGCAUUCUUGUUCUCGACCGAAUCAGCAGUUGUGAGAUUCGACAUGAGCGAGUUCCAGGAGAAGCACACAAUAUCAAGGCUUAUCGGCGCCCCAUCCGGAUAUGUAGGUUACGAGGACGCCGGCCAGCUUACCGAAGCUGUGAGAAGGAAACCGUAUGCGGUCCUGCUAUUCGACGAAUUCGAGAAAGCGCAUCGCGAUAUCUCAGCCCUACUCCUUCAGGUCCUUGACGAAGGUUACCUGACCGAUGCUCAAGGCCACAAGGUGGACUUCCGAAAUACUAUCAUCGUUCUCACGUCUAAUCUCGGCGCCGAUAUCCUCGUGGGCGCCAACGCACAUCACCCGUAUAGCGAGACACCCGACGGUGAGAUUAGCCCCGAUGUUCGUAAAGCCGUACUCGACGUGGUCGGCUCUAGCUACCCGCCGGAGUUCCUCAACCGUAUCGACUCAUUCAUCGUCUUCAAGCGACUCACACUCGACGCUCUACGGGACAUCGUCGACAUCCGGCUACGUGAACUCCAGGAACGGCUCGACGACCGCCGCAUCACACUCCAGGUCGGCGACGAGGUCCGCAACUGGCUCGCUGAGCGCGGGUACGACCCUAAGUUCGGAGCAAGGCCCCUCAACCGUCUUAUCACCACCGAAAUCAGCAACGGCCUUGCUGACAAGAUCAUCCGCGGAGAGCUCAAGAGAGGCGAUCGGGCUGUGGCUCGUGUUAAGGAAGAUAACACCGGCCUAGAAGUCUUCCAGAUCCCGGCGCAGGCGGAGGCAGAACAGCAGACUGAAUCCGGAUCUUCGUGAUUUACCUGUGUGUAUUCAGAAUAUGGCGUUAAUUGGUCCGCAAGGAAUAAAAAAGGGAAUUGGGGUUUGAAAGUAAAAGGUAUUCAGGGGCUGUAAAAUAUGGAUGUGCGAUGAUGCACUGGUAAAUGAUUGUAUGAUGAUGAUUAUAUAUACCUAGGUGUACAGGACCUCUCGUCUC